Messenger RNA from Hippopotamus amphibius kiboko, 1446 nucleotides. Its product is annotated as heterogeneous nuclear ribonucleoprotein A3-like. The record is from RefSeq and is a predicted model, not a curated record. Lineage: Eukaryota; Metazoa; Chordata; Mammalia; Artiodactyla; Hippopotamidae. The transcript has a single exon. Gene Ontology annotation, molecular function: RNA binding. The coding region runs from base 1 to 1074 and encodes 357 amino acids.
AUGGAGGGCCAUGAUCCAAAGGAACCAGAACAGUUGAGAAAACUGUUUAUUGGUGGUCUGAGCUUUGAAACGACAGAUGAUAGCUUAACAGAACAUUUUGAGAAAUGGGGCACACUUACAGACUGUGUGGUGAUGAAAGACCCCCAAACAAUACGUUCCAGGGGCUUUGGUUCUGUGACUUACUCUUGUGUUGAAGAGGUGGAUGCAGCAAUGUGUGCUCGACCACACAAGGUUGAUGGGCAUACAGUGGAACCAAAGAGAGCUGUUUCUAGAGAGAAUUCUGUAAAGCCUGGUGCCCAUCUAACAGUGAAGAAAAUUUUUGUUGGUGGUAUUAAAGAAGAUACAGAAGAAUAUAAUUUGAGAGACUACUUUGAAAAGUAUGGCAAGAUUGAAACUACAGAAGUUAUGGAAGAUAGGCAGAGUGGAAAAAAGAGAGGAUUUGCUUUUGUAACUUUUGAUGAUCAUGAUACAGUUGAUAAAAUUGUUGUUCAGAAAUACCACACUAUUAAUGGGCAUAACUGUGAAGUGAAAAAGGCCCUUUCUAAACAAGAGAUGCAAUCUGCUGGAUCACAAAGAGGUCGUGGAGGUGGAUCUGGCAACUUUAUGGGUCGUGGAGGAAACUUUGGAGGUGGAGAAGGUAACUUUGGCCGUGGUGGAAACUUUGGUGGGAGAGGAGGCUAUGGUGGUGGAGGUGGUGGCAGUAGAGGUAGUUAUGGAGGAGGUGAUGGUGGAUCUAAUGGAUUUGGAGGUGAUGGUGGCAACUAUGGCGGUGGACCUGGUUAUAGUAGUAGAGGAGGCUAUGGUGGUGGUGGACCAGGAUAUGGAAACCAGGGUGGUGGAUAUGGUGGUGGUGGUGGUGGAGGAUAUGAUGGUUACAAUGUAGGAGGAAAUUUUGGAGGUAACUAUGGUGGUGGUGGGAACUAUAAUGAUUUUGGAAAUUAUAGUGGACAAAAGCAAUCAAAUUAUGGACCCAUGAAGGGGGGCAGUUUUGGUAGAAGAAGCUCGGGCAGUCCCUAUGGUGGUGGUUAUGGAUCUGGUGGUGGAAGUGGUGGAUAUGGUAGCAGAAGGUUCUAAAAACUCAGAAGAAAAGGGCUACAGUUCUUAGCAGGAGAGAGAGCGAGGAGUUGUCAGGAAAGCUGCAGGUUACUUUGAGACAGUCGUCCCAAAUGCAUUAGAGGAACUGUAAAAAUCUGCCACAGGAGGAACGAUGAUCCAUAGUCAGAAAAGUUACUGCAGCUUAAACAGGAAACCCUUCUUGUUCAGGACUGUCAUAGCCACAGUUUGCAAAAAGUGCAGCUAUUGAUUAAUGCAAUGUAGUGUCAAUUAAAUGUACAUUCCUGAGGUCUUUUAUCUGUUGUAGCUUUGUCUUUUUCUUUUUCUUUUCAUUACAUCAGGUAUAUUGCCCUGUAAAUUGUGGUAGUGGUACCAGGAAUAAAAAAUUAAGGA